Molecule: messenger RNA, 1289 nt
Organism: Mangifera indica (mango)
Lineage: Eukaryota; Viridiplantae; Streptophyta; Magnoliopsida; Sapindales; Anacardiaceae
Product: probable protein phosphatase 2C 11
Exons: 8
Coding region: 168-998 (276 amino acids)
Biological process (GO): protein dephosphorylation
Cellular component (GO): nucleus; cytosol
Molecular function (GO): cation binding; protein serine/threonine phosphatase activity
Source: RefSeq, a predicted model, not a curated record
CACUACGAGCCAACAUCACCCUUUUAACAAAUUAAACUAACAUUAUUCCACAAAAGUAUAUAAUUUUAUAUCAUAUAGAUUCCGCCACCGCCUCCUCCACCAUUUAUUCAUUCGACGGCCAACCUGACAGACCCAUCCCCGACGGGGAUGCCCCAUCAUCAGCGCUUAUGAUUUCGCCUCCGGAUCCAGAUGCCCUCUUCAGUGGUGGCGGCAUGAGCUUUCUCACUGGAGGGCAAUCUGCAAAGUUCAGCUAUGGAUAUUCCAGUUUUAAAGGUAAAAGAGCUUCAAUGGAGGAUUUCUAUGAGACAAGGAUAUCUGAAGUUGAUGGUCAGAUGGUUGCCUUUUUUGGAGUUUUUGAUGGUCAUGGUGGUGCCAGAACUGCAGAGUAUCUAAAAAACAACCUAUUCAAGAAUUUAAGUAGUCAUCCAGAUUUUAUCAAAGACACAAAGGCAGCUAUUGUUGAAGUUUUCAGACAGACGGAUUUGGAUUACCUUAAUGAAGAGAAUGGCCAGCAAAAAGAUGCUGGGUCAACUGCAUCAACUGCUAUGCUUUUAGGGAAUCGGCUGCUUGUUGCAAAUGUUGGUGAUUCCAGAGUGGUUGCUUCUAAAGCUGGUUCAGCGCUUCCACUAUCUAUUGAUCAUAAACCUGAUAGAUCUGAUGAACGGCAAAGGAUUGAAGAGGCUGGAGGUUUCGUUAUUUGGACAGGAACAUGGCGAGUUGGCGGUGUCCUUGCUGUUUCUCGUGCAUUUGGAGACAAACUACUUAAGCAAUAUGUAGUUGCUGAGCCAGAAGUUCAGGAAGAAGAAAUCGAGGGUGUGGACUUUAUAAUCAUUGCCAGUGAUGGACUUUGGAAUGUAUUAUCGAAUCAGGAUGCUGUGGAUGUAGUGCAAGAAAUAGCAGAUGCAGAAGCUGCAGCAAGGAAGCUCAUACAAGAAGCUUACGCCCGAGGGAGCUCUGACAACAUUACUUGUGUCGUGGUCCGGUUUGAGGUCUCAUGACCAGACAUAUCAAGAUCUCGAUUUCUGACUACGACCAUGCCCAUCAUACACAUUACUGAAAUACCUUCUUAGUUAGUGCUUUUUCGCUUGUGACCUUUGAAAAAUCAACAAGAAUCCUAGUAGGACAAUAGAAGAAUUUUCCAUUGAUGCACUUUUUUGUUGCCCCGUUGGAAUUUGGAUGCACUUCUUGAUUAAUAUGCCAGGCUAACAUCUGAAAUUGCAAGAUGUUGGACCCAAGUGACCUGUUAAUGUAUGUUUGAUUUUUUUAUAUGUGACAAAUUCUUUAUGGAA